Contarinia nasturtii (swede midge) is the source of this 1593-nucleotide messenger RNA. Its product is annotated as dimethylaniline monooxygenase [N-oxide-forming] 3-like. The record is from RefSeq and is a predicted model, not a curated record. Gene Ontology annotation, molecular function: flavin adenine dinucleotide binding; NADP binding; N,N-dimethylaniline monooxygenase activity. The transcript has 7 exons. The coding region runs from base 132 to 1499 and encodes 455 amino acids. Lineage: Eukaryota; Metazoa; Arthropoda; Insecta; Diptera; Cecidomyiidae.
CGACUGCUUCUAGUUACGCUAUAAUUUAGCCCAAUCAUUCUUGUUUCGAUCCCACCUCAAAGUACAAGUGUUUAUGAGAAUUCCCGUAGUUGACACGUAUCAUUAGACGUAAAUUGAGUGAAAAGUGUAAAAUGACGUUGAUACCAUUCGCAAAAUGCGUUCUUUUGGUAUUUAUUUUCGGAUUUUUGAGUGGUUGUUCUGCUUUGAAUAUUGCUGUUAUCGGAGCUGGUCCAUCGGGUAUUGUUAGUGCAAAGAAUGCCAUUGAUCAAAAGCACAAUGUAACAAUUUUUGAAAAAACUGGCACACUCGGCGGAGUAUGGUAUUAUACAGAGGAAACUGGCACGGAUGAAUAUGGUGUUGAAAUUCAUACUGCAAUGUAUCGCGAUCUAAGAACCAAUCUCCCAAAGCAACUGAUGGAGUUCCCAAACUAUUCAUAUCCCAAUGACACACGCUCGUUUCCAUCACAUGAUGUCAUUUUGAAAUAUCUGAAUUCAUACGCCGAAAAGUUUCAUGUAAAGGAACGCAUUAGAUUCCAUCAUUUGGUUGACAAAGUUUCUUUCAACAAAAGCGGCAAGUGGCAUGUGACUGUUUUAAGAAAGAACCUACCUAAAACAAAACAGACUGAAACUCAUGAAUUUGACGCUGUUUUCGUUUGCUCUGGCAUUAAUUUUGAAAAACGAAUUCCAAAGAUUAACGGUGCCAAAAAAUUUAAGGGAACAACCUUACACAGCCGUGACUACCGUACACCUGAAGCAUUCAUUGGAAAAGACGUGGUUUUGGUUAUUGGUCAAGGACCUUCCGGCUAUGACAUAGCAUGGCAACUUGAUAAUAUUGGUGUUCAAGUAAUACACAGCUCAUACCAACCAAUGUCUUCGGCGCAAAAAAUCGUGGGAAUGGCAGCAAAGCUGUGUAGUAAAGCCUGUCUUAAUGAAUACCAAACGCCGGACUGUAGAUCUGACUCAGAAUACAGCAAUGUAAGCCAUUUCAAAGGAGAAAAUCAAGUUGUAUUCCAUGAUGGAUCACACGAAAAUAUUUCCGUGGUUAUUUAUGCGACAGGCUACAAAUUUUCGUAUCCAUUUUUGGACAAAAGCGUUGGCAUUCAUGUCAAAGACAAUUAUGUCGAACCAUUAUACUUGCACGUUUUAAACAUUCAACAUCCAACGAUGGCAUUCAUUGGUUUGGCCCACGGUGGAGUACAUUUUCGAAUGUAUGAUUUACAGGCACGUUUUGCAUUGAAAUUCGUCUCUGGAGCCGAACCACUGCCAUCAAAGAAGGAAAUGCAGCAGUUCUCACAUGCUAUUUCAUACAACAAAAAACCACAUUCCUUAGGAAGUCAACGCAAAGGAUACUAUUUUGGUUUGGCGGUAAUGGCAGAUAUUGAAAAUAUACCCGACAUAUAUCCAGACAUAUACGCAGAUAUUGUUGACAGUGAUGGAGAUUUCCGGGAGUACAUUUACAACAUACAUGGAGAUCAAUUUGACAAAGUUCGCGAACCAUAAAAAGGAUGAAGUUUGACGCUUCAAAAAAAAAGUGAAAUAAUAAAAAAUGUGCAAAAAUAUUUUUGGGCAAUUAAAUACAAUAAAGUUGACAUUA